Molecule: messenger RNA, 2539 nt
Organism: Spirodela intermedia
Lineage: Eukaryota; Viridiplantae; Streptophyta; Magnoliopsida; Alismatales; Araceae
Source: the annotation of a GenBank genome assembly
AUGAAAUCGUCUCUCUACGCCGCUGCUGCGAUCUCCUUUGUGGUGGUGCUCCGGUUGCUGCUGCCCGUCCUGCCGGGGUUAUCGCCGGUGGAAGCCCAGAGGGAAGAGUGGGGAUCUGCGGCGGAGAGUGAGGAGGGCCUGGUGAUCAGAGAGGUGCCGAGGAUGGCCACCGUAGGGGGUCUCUCUGAUGUGGAGGGGGCACAGAAUAGUGCCGAGGUCGAGGAACUCGCCCGUUUCGCCGUCGAGGAGCACAACAAAAAGGAGGUAGCUUCUCCCUCUCUCACCACCUUUCUUCCUGUCGGGAAACGUUCACCCCUUUUCUCAGUGUGUUGGGACUGAUCUGGAUGUAUGUUCAGGGUUUUUUCUGUUCAUUUUUUUUCAUAUGUAUUGUAGUACCUUUUUUGUGUUCUCGUUUAAUUCAUCGUAGACGCCUCUUUUCAUCGGAACCCUUGAAUAUCCUCGUCAUAUUAUGUUCUUCUACCAUGACCUUACCUCUUCUCACGUUCUCUGGAGUGAGAAUCUCCUCCGCACCAAAGGCUUUCUUUAGCUAAUGCUGGCGGAGGGAUUAGCUACUAGCCGAACGGCUAAUCGAGGGGUGUCUCCGGAGGUUAUGACCCCAACCUGGAUGUGAUAUCACUUUAUCUGUCGCGAUCAAAGGGAGCGCUGUUCUUCCUUUAGUUUUUGAAGAAUGACGCAGGCCAGGGUUAGGGUCACAUUGACCGUCUUAAAAUACAACUCUGACUCAUAAAGAUUGAAUCCGCCUAGGAGUUUGCCCUGAUCUGGCUAUAGAUCCUGGUCAAGCUACAGUGAGCUUUUAGGUAUGUGUUCCAGAAACUCCGGCGGUGGUUCCUUCAGUUGAGAAGAAUCCGGUGCCGACAAACAACAGUUUUGGCUGGAAGAUUGGCAAUUAUGUUGCUGAAGCUACUACAAGACACGGGGAUAAAUGAUUUAUCAAGUUUUUAGUCCAUGCACGAUUUUUUAUUAAUUUCAGUUAUAUGAUGCUUGGAUAUUCAUCCUUUAAAAAGAUUUCUUCUUAAAUCGGUCAAAAUUUCUUUACAACCCUUUUUCUUCUUAAAUCGGUCAAAAUUUCUUUACAACCCUUUUUCUUCCUUUUAGUCCAGAUUUUUAGAACCAAGGCAUUUGAGCCGAAUAUUAUCCCUUUAGUUUCAUGUUUUCCUCUGUUUCCCUUCUAAGAGAUGUAAAGAAAGCACUUCUUAUCAUGUAGAAGGCAGUUCUUCAUUUCUCCCGGGUUGUAAAGGCCAAGCAACAAGUGGUUUCGGGCAUUCUUCAUCACCUGACAGUGGAGGUUAUUGAAGAGGGCAAGAAGAAGCUGUAUGAGGCCAAGGUCUUGGUUCAGGCUUGGUUGAAUUCCAAGAAACUUCAUGAGUUCAAUCCUAUCAGUGACUCCCCCUCUAUCACCCCUGCAGAUCUUGGUGUGAAAAGAGGUAUUAAUGCUCAAAUAUUGGAUAUCCCCCUCUAUCCCCCUCUAUCUAGUUCAUUAUUUUUCUUAAUGUCAUCAAUUGAUGAAAGAUUUUAGGAAAAAAAAUUAGUCUUGAUUUUUGUUACAUCACUAGGAAGAAAUCUCUUAAACUUCUUGGUGCCAGAUUUUCUAUUUACGAGAAUUAGUAAUUGGACAUCCAAAGACUUAUGUAUAUUUUUUUCCAAUUUAAAGGAUAAUUUUGUUUCACCCUCUGGUAGCUCGGAUUAGCUACUUCAGUUUCCCUGCCUAAUAAGAACUUCCACAGCUCCUGGCUAUGGAAACAUAUUUUUUGUAUGAACCGAUGGCAUUGUUUCCUCUUUUACGAGCUUGAUAUGGUCUAGAAGCUUCCUAAUUUCUGUCAUAAGAUGAACAGCUUGAAUCACUUUUGGUAGCUUUCCCUCUGAGGGAAAUAGAGACUAUGGUUCCAGAGUACAGAGAAGAUUUCUUCGAUAGAUUAAUGUGUAAACCCAGUGUAUAGUUAUGCAAUGUGUAAACCAUUAUGAACCUUCAAUCAUCUUGUUUGCUUGUUUUAGUAUUACAUUGUUCAUUAAUUUAAUGAGAAUGGGGGAGGUUCACCAACAACAAAUUAUUUAUGUUCCAUUGUUAGAAAAUACCUUUUUUCUUGAAUGAACGGGCCCGUUUGCCCAGAUCCACUUGUACCAGGAUGGCGAGAUGUGGCAGCACAUGAUCCUACUGUCCGAGAUGCAGCCAUUCAUGCUGUGAAGACUAUCCAGGAAAGAUCCAACUCACUGGCUCCAUAUGAGCUAUUGGAGGUCCUUCGGGCCAAGGCUGAGGUUGACUUUUUUCCUUUUUUUUUUUUCACACUUUCUACGUUUUAUUAGUAUUUUUCUGUUGACCGUGGGAGGACAUUUCCGUAUCUGAUGUCUGUUGAACGGCUAUUUUGUUCAGGUAAUUGAAGAAUCUGCCAAGUUUAAUUUGCUGCUCAAGAUCAGGAGGGGAACUAAGGAGGAGAACUUCAAGGUGGAAGUACACAAGAACCUGGAAGGGACUUACCAUCUGAAUCAGAUGGAGCAAGAUCACUCUGACUCUUCUAACUAA